Messenger RNA from Pipistrellus kuhlii (Kuhl's pipistrelle), 2862 nucleotides. RefSeq names its product Wnt ligand secretion mediator (gene WLS). Gene Ontology annotation, biological process: intracellular protein transport; Wnt signaling pathway; Wnt protein secretion. Gene Ontology annotation, cellular component: endomembrane system; organelle membrane. The transcript has 13 exons. The record is from RefSeq and is a predicted model, not a curated record. Gene Ontology annotation, molecular function: Wnt-protein binding. Bases 271 to 1860 code for a protein of 529 amino acids. Lineage: Eukaryota; Metazoa; Chordata; Mammalia; Chiroptera; Vespertilionidae.
AAGCGUCCACAGGCGGCGGAGCGGCCACAAUCACAGCUCCGGGCACCGGGGGAGCCCGAACGGCCGCGCCGGGGGAGUCCGCGCGGGCGCCGACCGCCCAGGUCCCAUCCUCGCCGCCAGCCCGCACCCCUGAAGUUUUGCAGCGGCGCCCGGAGAGGAGGAGAGGGAGGGGGCGGGGAGCGUGAGAGGAGAGCGAGCAAAAAGCACACCCCAAAACAUUGUAUUUGCAAAAAAAAAAAAAAGGGGGGGGGCCGCAAAAAAGGAAAAAAAAUGGCUGGGGCAAUUAUAGAAAACAUGAGCACCAAGAAGCUGUGCAUUGUCGGCGGGAUUCUGCUUGUGUUCCAAGUCAUCGCCUUUCUAGUGGGAGGCUUGAUCGCUCCAGGACCCACCACGGCUGUGUCCUACUUGUCAGUGAAAUGUGUGGAUGUUCGUAAAAACCAUCACAAGACAAAAUGGUUUGUGCCCUGGGGACCCAACCACUGCCACAAAAUCCGAGACAUCGAUGAAGCGAUUCCAAAGGAAAUAGGAGCCAAUGACAUUGUGUUUUCUGUCCACAUUCCUCUCCCCUUCAUGGAGAUGAGUCCUUGGUUCCAGUUCAUGCUGUUUAUCCUGCAGCUGGACAUUGCAUUCAAGCUAAACAACCAAAUCAGAGAAAAUGCAGAAGUUUCCAUGGACGUUUCCCUGGCUUAUCGUGAUGAUAUGUUUGCUGAAUGGACUGAAAUGGCCCAUGAGAGAGUGCCUCGGAAACUCAAGUGUACCUUCACAUCCCCCAAGACCCCAGAGCACGAGGGCCGUUACUAUGAAUGCGACGUCCUUCCUUUAAUGGAAAUUGGGUCUGUGGCUCAUAAGUACUACCUUCUGAACAUCCGGCUGCCUGUGAAUGAAAAGAAGAAAAUCAACGUUGGCAUUGGGGAGAUAAAAGAUAUUCGGUUGGUGGGAAUCCACCAAAACGGAGGCUUCACCAAGGUGUGGUUUGCCAUGAAGACCUUCCUUACGCCCAGCAUCUUCAUCAUUAUGGUGUGGUAUUGGAGGAGGAUCACCAUGAUGUCCCGCCCCCCAGUGCUUCUAGAAAAAGUCAUCUUUGCCCUUGGGAUCUCCAUGACGUUUAUCAAUAUCCCAGUGGAAUGGUUUUCCAUUGGGUUUGACUGGACCUGGAUGCUAUUGUUUGGUGAUAUUCGGCAGGGCAUCUUCUACGCAAUGCUUCUCUCCUUCUGGAUUAUCUUCUGUGGCGAGCACAUGAUGGAUCAGCAUGAGCGGAAUCACAUAGCAGGGUAUUGGAAGCAAGUCGGACCAAUCGCUGUUGGCUCUUUCUGCCUCUUCAUAUUUGACAUGUGUGAGAGAGGGGUACAACUCACGAAUCCCUUCUACAGUAUCUGGACUACAGAUGUUGGAACAGAGUUGGCUAUGGCCUUCAUCAUUGUGGCUGGCAUCUGCCUCUGCCUGUACUUCCUGUUUCUGUGCUUCAUGGUGUUUCAGGUGUUUCGGAACAUCAAUGGGAAGCAGUCCAGCCUGCCAGCCAUGAGCAAAGUCCGGCGGCUGCACUAUGAGGGGCUAAUUUUCAGGUUCAAGUUCCUCAUGCUUAUCACCUUGGCCUGUGCUGCCAUGACCAUCAUCUUCUUCAUUGUUAGUCAGGUGACUGAAGGCCAUUGGAAGUGGGGUGGUGUCACAGUCCAGGUGAACAGUGCCUUUUUCACAGGCAUCUAUGGGAUGUGGAAUCUGUACGUCUUUGCUUUGAUGUUCCUGUACGCACCAUCCCAUAAGAACUAUGGGGAUGACCAAUCUAAUGCAAGGAAGGGGCAGAAGAGCACCUCCUGCCAUAAAGUCACAGCCCAGGGCGGGAUUCUGUCACAGGUGAUCUGAGGGUCCACAACGGGGAAGAGCUCCAGCUCACCACCACUAUCACCCACGUGGACGGACCCACCGAGAUCUACAAGUUAACCCGCAAGGAGGCCCAGGAAUAGGUGGCCGCAGCACCUGGCUGGGACUGUUCCCCACAUCCCAGCCCUUCUGACUGGAGUAUGGCUCAUGCCAGCGAGAGCUCACUGUGCGAACCAACCCUCCACUGCUCCUGUGUCUUAGCUGUGGUUUCUUGGACCAGUGGCGUGGACCAGUUUGCCUUCCGACCAGAGCUGUUGGGGAGAGAUUCCACAGCCACUAACGCAUUGUGUAUGAUAACAAAACCUCUGGUAUGACACAUUUUCUGUGAUCAUUAUUAAUUAGUGAUGUAGUAACAUCUGUAGCAGGUGGUUUAGUAAACCUCAUGUGUUGGGGGUAUACUCCUUGGGGGGAUGAUGUGGGCCUGAUGGGGUCUAUAUGGAGUGGAAUAUUUGACUUGUUUUCCUGUUUUAGAUUCUAGGAUAGGUUUUUUGUUUUUUGUUUUUAACAUCCUUUGCAGUCCAAGAGAGGCUGUUGUCAUAGUUUCACACUCCUAGUUCAUGACCACUUUUUUUCCUAUUUAUAUCACCAGGUAGCCUGUUGAGUUAAUAUUUAAAUUGUCAAUAGACAUGUGUCCCUCUUUUUUUUAUGGCAUACUAUAAAAUAACUGAAUUUUGUGAGAUGGUCUAUUUCAGCUUUGGAACCAAAUCUGUGUAUCCGAUACUGACCGAUCUGUUGGAUGUGGGUUGGGUCUGAAAGCUUUUUUAACCUCCUGCUUACAUGUGUUUCCUUUUGAUAAGAUGCUUCAAAUAGCCUCCGGAAGUGUAGAUCGGAUCCAUUAAAUAAACCUGUACGUGUUUGCAUAUAUGUACAUGCACACGUCAUCCUCCUGCUCAGCCACGACACACGCAUGCAGAUUCUUUUCCAUGUCAAGUCAUGGGGUGGGGGAAAUGGCUUUAUGAGAAAUUAAAGUAUUUUGCCAUCAAA